Mytilus trossulus (common blue mussel) is the source of this 1036-nucleotide messenger RNA. Its product is annotated as homeobox protein vent1-like. Gene Ontology annotation, molecular function: DNA-binding transcription factor activity, RNA polymerase II-specific; RNA polymerase II cis-regulatory region sequence-specific DNA binding. Lineage: Eukaryota; Metazoa; Mollusca; Bivalvia; Mytilida; Mytilidae. Gene Ontology annotation, cellular component: nucleus. The transcript is spliced from 3 exons. Gene Ontology annotation, biological process: cell differentiation; regulation of transcription by RNA polymerase II. The record is from RefSeq and is a predicted model, not a curated record. Bases 85 to 903 code for a protein of 272 amino acids.
UAUACCCGAUUUGGCAUAAAUCACUCACAUUCAAAAUUGUUCUUUGAAAAGUUACACACUUAGAGAUAGAAAAUCGAAACAAAAAUGUUGGGAAAUCAAAAACCACAGAGAAUGGCGUUUACCAUUGAGAAUCUGGCGAAAAGCAGUAGAGAAGAGUGUUUUCCAGAAGUACCGUUAGCCUUUCCAAACUUGCCGCCAAUUGGUUUUGCACCACGACUUCAGCUUCUGGAUAACUGCACUCCAAUCAAGCUGCAAGCAACUGUUAUUCCAUCCAUGAGCACACCAAAGACGAAUUCCAAAAGAAAACGGAACCAUUCUGAAGUCUCGGACACAGAGAGUACCACUUCAAGCAGAUCUAAAUCAACUAGUGAAGAGAGUUGUGAAUCAUUUAGUGCAUCAAUUUCUGAUUCUGAAGAUGGCUCUGACACAUCUGGAAGGAGAAAGAAAGCCCGAACAGCCUUCACAACAGAACAAAUUUGUGAUUUGGAAAAGAGAUACCAAACACAGAAGUACCUUCCAGCCAACGAGCGCAGUGUUCUUGCAGGAAAGCUUAAACUUUCUGAUCAACAAGUAAAAACCUGGUUUCAAAACAGAAGAAUGAAGGAAAAGCGACAACAAAGAGAUGACGACCAGUCAAGAUCAUUUUUGUUACCAACAGGUGGCGUUGACAUUGCUCAACUUGUUGCUAUGGGUAUGCCAUGUCCUCCUCCACAUAACAUCAGCGGAACAAAUAUGUUACAACUUCCUGGUUUUAUUGGAGCACCACACAUGAUGUCGCCACAUCAGAUGUCAACGUUCUCAGCACGUAAAUCACCGUCUGCCAUUGUUCCAGGAUACUACAACUCUCCAUACAGUACUUCAUUUGACCGGAGUUCUCCACAACUUGGUCAUCAUUCGUUUUGAUUUUGUCUGUAUCUUAUUUGAACUAUAUAGUGCUAUAUUCGUUAAGGUUUCCAAAGUGCCAAAUAUUGUAAUUUGAACAUUGUUAUUGUAUUUAAUGUCAUGGUAUAAGAUAAAUAAAAGUAAUAUAAAUGUG